Messenger RNA from Mytilus californianus (California mussel), 7252 nucleotides. Its product is annotated as zinc finger protein 184-like. Bases 87 to 2756 code for a protein of 889 amino acids. Gene Ontology annotation, biological process: regulation of transcription by RNA polymerase II. Gene Ontology annotation, molecular function: DNA-binding transcription factor activity; RNA polymerase II cis-regulatory region sequence-specific DNA binding. The record is from RefSeq and is a predicted model, not a curated record. The transcript is spliced from 2 exons. NCBI's taxonomy places the organism in Eukaryota, Metazoa, Mollusca, Bivalvia, Mytilida, Mytilidae.
GGAAGUGCUUGUUUCUGAAACUUUCCAAAAAAAUAUUUAUCUAAUUGUCCAAAAAUGUGAAUUGAGGAAGGGAAAUCCACAUUUACAUGAACUUUUCUCUUAAGAAGAAAAUUAUGGAAGUCCAGAAUAUGGCUAAAGCUGAUUACAACGCAGAAAGAGAUGAAGUCACAAUUCUGAGUAAACAUAGCUUCUGUGGUAGUGGAAAGAGGAUUGUUGGUGCUAUUUCAGUAUUGUUUAUACAGUCUGAUAACAACUAUUCUGCUGUUGAGACCUGCAACAGUGAUGAAGCAUCAGAGAACAAAUUACAACUUGAGAUUCCUGCCUCCUUAUCAAUAAUUAACCUACCUCAUUUCAGUGACUCUAUUUUACACAGAUCUCACUUAACAGAUAAAUCCAUUGGGAAUAUUGUCACAAAGAAGUUUAUAAACAAUUUAAAUUCUUCAGCUGAAGAAAACGUAGAUGAAGUAAAACAUGGUGACUCUGAAUCUGUAUCAGACAAAAAUGAAACAAUUAAACAAACAUCAGAUGAUGCGUCUUGUGUUCUUGUGCAGCAGCAAUCCCAAACACAAGAUAAAGAAGAAAAUGAACAGACUGAUUUGCAUUUGGAGGAAAAGAAGAACAAUUCUAAUGAAAGUACCGAAUGUACAAAGGUUAUGAUUGAUGCAUCAACAAACACCGAUAUACCAUUGGAAAAUAGUUUACACAAAGAAGAAAAAGAUUUAAAGAUGUCUGUUGAUGCUGCUGCAAAUGUAUCAAUUGAUGCAUCAACAAACACGGAUAUACCACGGGAAAAUGCUUUACACCAGGAGGAAAAAGAUUUAAAGACAUUUGUGGAUGCCGCUACAAAUGUAUCCCUUGUAGAAGUAGAAAUGGGUAGUGGUAUCCCCUUGAAACGAAAGAGAACAGCAAGCAAUGAAUCAAAAGAAACCUCUGACCUUAGUGAACCUGAAAGUGCCAGUAUGUUUAUUAUAACUGAAAAUAAAUCCUCUAGUGAGGAAGAUUCUGAGUCACAGGAUUCAGUUGAACUUGAAAAUACUAAAUCUGACACUUUAAAAGAGAAAUCAAAUAUAGAAUUAUCUGAACAAAGAAAAAUGGAAGUACCUGAGGUCUCACCGAUAAGUGAAGAUGUGAUUGCUGUUCACGAGACCAGCAGCAUGGAUACCGUUUGUACAAGCAAAGAUAUUGACUUAGAUAAUGAAGAAUUUAAGAAUUCUACAAAUGUGAGUGUCGUUGAUUUAUCCAAUAUUCCUGUGUCUUAUGCUAACUUACCAUCAGAGCAAGUGAUAGAUAGAAAUAAUGACCAUGGGGAAUCAGUUCAUAGAGCUAGUGCUAAUACCUUCAGCACUGAAAAUUUCAGUGGAAAAACCAAUGAAGUGCAAAGAGCACCGCAGUCUGUUUUAGGAAAUCAACGUCCUAAAUUUAUUAGAUCAACAUCACUGUCAAAAGGAUCAAACAAAGCUACUAUUGAAAAAUGUAAAAUAUGUAAGAGAUCGGUUUCUUCACUAGCUGACAUGUUUCAUCAUAGUAAAAUACACAAUAUUGGUAUAAAAUGUUGUGUUUGUGGAAUGAAGGCUUUUGAUUGGGGUGUGAUGAAACACCACUAUACUUGGCAUCUUCAGAGGAAUGCAUUUAAAUGUCCUCAGUGUCCAACUACAUUUGGAAGUAGAGAUUUGCUUGCAGCACACAUCAAAACACAUAGUACAGCAAAAAGUUUGGUACAUAUGAAAAAACCGAAACUACACCCUCCGGCUUCAAAAUUUGUUCUUCCUAAGUCCGAACAUAGCAAUUUACCAAACCUAAGUGCAAUAAAUAGGCAAGAUUCAAAGCCAAACAUAUCACCGUUCAGUAACAAUAAAGGUGGAAGUUCUCACGUAAGACGGAAAUUUACUCCAUUUAGACAACAUGUACAAACCCCAGAACAUAUCUUUCAGACUGAUCAGAAUCAAAGACGUUCACCAAGUAAUCAGCUUGUUGGAUCACAAAGUGGUACAAACAUGAUAAAUGUAAAUCAUAUAUUGAAUUAUUCUUGUGGUUGUUGUGAAGAGAAGUUUGUCAAUGUUGAGAAAUUAAAAAGACACGUGCUAAUGUAUCACUCUGAACAAACCAUGUCAGAUUCAAGUUACUCACAAGAUUCACAAUUAAGUAGUUCAUUUAAUAUCAGUAGAGCAUCUACCUCAAAUAUAAACUUUACUAACUGUGAAAAUUCUAGUUCAUCUACAGCGGCCAUACCAUAUCCACCGGAAAAUUCUGGAAUGCUACAAAUUAAGGUUGAAGAGCCAGAAAUAAUUGACAUAGAGCAACUAGGCAAGUUCACCGAAAACUUGGAAAAUUCUAGAUCUAAUACAGGCAGUGAUCACUUUACACAAUACGAUAAUCAAACCGCAGAACAGCUACAACAAGAGGUAAUGCAGUCCUUUAUAGAGAUUUCUAACAUGGAUCAGUCACAAACACCGGGACGUCAAAGAAAAUCGGCAUGUCGUCUGGCAAAUGUUGUACCAGUUUGCCGUAUCUGUGGAAUUUAUUUGAAUUCUUGGAAUGAAAUUCUGGAACAUAGGUUUGCUCAUCCUGAUGAAAUUGGUCAACAGCUAGCGUGUACAGUAUGCUCAUCUGUGCUAAGUACACGAGACAGUCUUAAACGCCAUGCUAUCAACCAUAUGGGUAUCCGACAUCAAUGUCAAUUUUGUAAUAAUGAAUAUAGCCGAAAAGACAGUCUCUUAAACCACAUGAGAAGCGCUCAUGGUUAUUCUAAUAAUUGAAAAUGAAGGUUUUCACAAAUGUUAUACAUGUAUUAUGUUUUAAGCAUAUUUGUCAUUUUUUUUUUUAUCAUGUUUAUAGCAGAACCAAAAAAGAGAAGAGGUCACUGCCUUUUAUUUUUAUGCAGUGUAACUGUUUAUCAUUGUCAAGUCAGUAAUUUAUGUAAUAUAUUAUUUUGACACUUACGGAACGGAUCACUCUUUAUUUGUCAUUUCAUUUAUGUUGUCACAUUUUUAUCAAUCUGAAUCCCAACCAGUCUUGCAAAAAUUUCUGCAGGAUGUGAAGUUGUGCAUCUUCUUUAUAUUGAUGACAGGCCUAGAGGUGUCCUAAAUUUCCAAAUCCAAUGUUGAGUCAAAAUAGUACACAACUAUAUUAUUCCAAAAACCAAACCAAACCAAAACUUAAAAUUACCAUUAACAUAUAUGGUUAUCCUAUUUCAUGUUUGAACAUGUUGAAAACACUUGAUUUCUUGGGUUAUUCAAAUAUGGUUAAGUUGCGACACACAUUUUUUUUUAUUCUUUGAUUCUAAUGUGAUUUUGUGCUGUCAUGUCUUUAAUUCACAAUCCUUCCUUUACCACUAGAUUAUGUGGAUAGAAAAUUGGAUUUCCAUUUCAACAAAUGCAUUCAAUAGCACAAAACCAAUUGAAUGGCAGGCUACAUACAUCUUACAUGAAAGUGUCUUCAAAGAUUUAUUUUUCACUGGUUUACACAUGCAAGCUUAACAUGUUUAAGGGAACAACAUAUAUAUGUAAUUUAUGUCAAGUUUAAUAUCGUUUUUAUGUCAGUCAUUCAUUGUUUAUAUGAUGCCCAACUGAUUAGCAUGAUGUCUUAAAGGAUCAAAAUCGGGAUAAAACAAAAAAUGUCCGGCUGGCACAAAUAUUUUUUGGAAGCCCUGUAUGUAAAGUAUAUUUUUUAAACCUUAUAUUUAAAGGAAAGGGGUAAAUGAUUCUUACACAUUUUCAGGUCAAACUAUGUACUUAACUUCCAAAUGGAAAUCAAAAGACUAUACUUUUAUUCAUGUAUUUUAAUAUUUUGAUAGUGGAAAAUUGACAUGUACAUACAUAUACAUACAUACAAUGUAUACGUACAUUUUACAUUGAAUACACAGAAGAUAUGCAAGAAGCUUUUGUAUUAUUUUGAAGCUUUGAUCUACACUCAACUGUUUAUAUUCAUCAUGUUCAGUAGGGGACACACAUCUAUACUAUGCUCGUCCUGAAUAUGCAUGAAAUAUUUGCCACUGGACGUUAAGCAACCAACAAUCAAUCAAUCAAUCUAUACUAUGCAACUCUAUCUAUAUAUUUUGGCAUAAAUCAACUAAACUUUUGCAGACUCUUCUUAGGAAGUUAAGUUUUUUACCUCUUUUUUGAUAUAUUUACUUCUGGGAUUUUUUUCAGACAAAUAGUAUUUUUUUAUGUAAUUUAUUUUGCUAAACCAUAGCUCCUCUUUAAACCAUGUAUGAACUACAGAAACCAAUCAUUCAUGUACUUAUCAUUGACAGAUUCUAUGAGUUGAAUCUUUCUUUUGAUUGUGUAUUUUUACUUAUAUAAAAAAGGCAAAAAUUGGGCUGGAACUAUCCCUCAUUUUUUUGCAGUUGGAACCUUUUAGUACCCCUAUUAAAAAAAGUUUGUCUCCGCCUGUAUAUUUUAUAAAUCCAAAUGACUUCCAAUAUAAACAAAAAUUAUGUAAGAAAAUUCAUAUUUUGUUCAGAUGGACAGGUAAAACUUCUCUUGAAUAACUGUAAUUUUUGUGGCCCCGCAACAAAGUUGUCGGGGCCAUAUAGUUUUACCCUUGUCCGUCAUUCCAUCAUUCUGUCAUUCCGUCAAUCAUUCCGUCAUUCCGCAACAAACCAUUAUACAGGUUUUUUUUCUAAAGCCUUCAGAUAUUGGGCUGAUUUUUUGGUAUGUGAGUUAACCAUGAUGAGUUACAGAUCAAGUUUAAGUUUAAGUUUCGUUCCGCUCUGCUAAUUUUUGCCGAAAUUACAGGCUUUGGACUUUGAUAAAUUGUUGAAAAUCACAGUUAUACGGACUUUUUUUCUAAACGCCUUCAGAUAUUGGGCUGAUUUUUGUUCUACUAAUUUUUGCUGAAAUUACGGGCUUUGAUAAAUUGUUGAAAAUCACAGUUAUACGGACUUUUUUUCUAAACGCCUUCAGAUAUUGGGCUGAUUUUUGGUAUGUGAGUUAACCAUGAUGAUUACAGAUCAAGUUUAAGUUUCUUUCCACUCUACUAAUUUUUGCUGAAAUUACGGGCUUUGGACUUUGAUAAAUUGUUGAAAAUCACAGUUAUACAGACUUUUUAUCUAAACGCCUUCAGAUAUUGGGCUGAUUUUUGGUAUGUGAGUUAACCAUGAUGAUUACAGAUCAAGUUUAAGUUUCUUUCCACUCUGCUAAUUUUUGCUGAAAUUACGGGCUUUGGACUUUGAUAAAUUGUUGAAAAUCACAGUUAUACAGACUUUUUAUCUAAACGCUUUAGAUAUUGGGCUGAUUUUUGGUAUGUGAGUUAACCAUGAUGAGUUACAGAUCAAGUUUAAGUUUCGUUCCACUCUGCUAGUUUUUGCUGAAAUUAUGGGCUUUGGACUUUGAUAAAUUGUUGAAAAUUACAGUUAUACGAAAUUUUUUUUUUCUAAACGCCUUCAGAUAUUAGGCUGAUUUUUGGUUUGUGAGUUAACCAUGAUGAGUUACAGAUCAAGUUUAAGUUUCUUUCCACUCUGCUAAUUUUUGCUGAAAUUAUGGGCUUUGGAUUUUGAUAAAUUGUUGAAAAUCACAGUUAUACAGACAUUUUUUCUAAACGCCUUUAGAUAUUGGGCUGAUUUUUUGUAUGUGAGUUAACCAUGUUGAGUUACAGAUCAAGUUUAAGUUUUGUUACGAUAUGCUGAUUUUCAUGUUGUUUCAACACAUCUUCAGUACAUCCACUUCCUGUUUGCUGAUAGUUUGAAAUUUAACUACUCAUUGAUCAAGGAAAUUUUUCAUCAAACUAGUAUUGGUCUUGAGAGCUGGAUACUAUCCAUGUAUGUUUGUGUCCACAUGUGUUGUUGAAAUUGCAGAUUUUUCUGUUUUUUGAGACAGGACCAUUCGUGUCGUUCCGACACAUCUAGUUAUUGCUUAAACCACUCUACAUGUAUGUUGAAAGAAUACUCUUAAGGUUAUUAUCUUGAAAUGAAGUGAUGACAUUGCAUAAAAUGUGUAUAUCCUGAUAACAAGCUUAUUUAUGUAUCUGUUAUAUUCCUCAAGUAUUUAUAUUGAUGUUCUCUUAUUUAAAGUCUGUUUUUAAUGUUUGAGUUGUGUAGAAUUAAGCAUGUAUUUAUAGUGUGUGUAAGUUAGUAAUUAGCUUCAGAUGCAAUAUAAAAUUGUAUUUAGAGUUGUGAAACCUAUUCAAUUAUUUACCGAUAAGUUUAUGAGAAUUAUUUUUUGUGUGGUUGUGUUUACACCCUGUAUAACAUGUGUGUAUUUCCUUGCAGUCUAUUAUAGGUGGAAAUGGUAUUUAUCUUAUAUAUCUCAAAAUGACUUUUUAGCUAUAUAGAUGUACCAAAAACAAAACUUGUUUUCAAUGAUCCAUAGCUCAUUCUUGUCCAGAAUUCCAACCAAAAUCACUGCCAUAAUAAGUCAGAGUAAUUGCAAGGAAAAUGCAUUUUUAUCCAGCUGACUAUUAGGGUAUGUAUUUUGCCCUUUACUUGUUCAAGGUCAAAUCCUUAGUUGUUUAUAUCUUUGUCCUUUGGUGGAUAGUUGUCUUAUUUAAAAUCAUACCAUAUCUCCUUAUUUUAUUUUAUUAAUUAUGGAGCAAAUGAAUCCAGAUGUUUGUGAAAUCGUCUAAAGAUGACUUCUUUUCAUUUGACACAUGCCCCCUUAGAGGACGACCAUUUGAUUUUCUGGGGGAGAGGGAGGAGGAUUUUUAAAAAUGAAUAACUUUGUCUGGUAAGAACUGAAAAUAUAUGACUUUUCACAAGACAGGAUGAAAAUGAAUAUUCUGAAACAUAAAAUGCAGGAUAUUUGAGGAUACAAAUGUGUAUAAAAGUGAAAAUAAAUUUUUGUACGGCAAAAAAAAUUAAGCACACAUAGUUACAAAUGAAAAUAAAUGAUCAUUCUAGAAAAAAUCCUCAUGCUAAGACAAUUUUCUUUUUCUUAAAAGAUUUUUGUAUAGUUUCAGCUAAAUGAAUAUCUUCUUAUAGAUAUCAUUCAUUUGAAAUGUUAGGUUUUUUAAUUAAAAUAAAACAAAACUGGACACUGAUGUAGACAUAAAAAAGGGAAAAUAUAUGAUUACCAUAUUCUGUAUUUUUUAUCUAUAUGUUAUCCAGAGCAUUAUAUUUGUCUAAGUAUAAAUGUUUAGAAUAGUAAAUUUCAUUUUUAAAUCAUGUUUGUAUGAUGAAAAUAAAGUAUCAUAAUAUUUUAUAGAAUGAAUCAGGGCCAUGAAUCUAGCUUUUACAAUUGUAGAAUCAUAAUUGCAUGUCAGAAGGUGCCAAAUGUAUCCUUUCUUGUUUUUUACAGUAUAAACAUUAUAUGUACUA